CUCUCUCAGUGAAACUCUCGAAGGAUCGUUCCAACGGCUACUCGUUUACCUCCACCUCUGCGAGACGCGUGCACCAUGAGGAUUAUAACUUUGGUAAUCCCGACAUGCCUUCUGCUGCUAACAGAAGCGAAGCGAGUGGAGAUCCGUCCGCGGAUCGCGGAGCCGCAGGUGUACUACGAGGAAGAAGACAGCCAGGCGGCUGAGGACGAUUACAACCCGGCGGUGUACCAGCCGCGGACCCGUGCGCUUCCUUCGCCACGAUCGAAGGACGCUCUGCACCCGUCGAAACCGCCACCGGUUCAAACGAUCCGCAACUACAACAAAGUGAACGACGACGGAUCCUUCACGUUCGGCUAUGAAGCAGCGGACGGCUCCUUCAAAGAGGAAACUCGCGGAACGGACUGCGUAGUACGCGGCAAGUACGGUUAUAUCGAUCCAGACGGCAACAAGAGAGAAUUCACUUACGUCUCCGGCAAUCCCUGCGACCCUAACGCCCCUAAAGACGAAGAAGACGAACUACCGGAGAAACAAGAAGAAGAUGACUUAAAUGGACCAGCGAACUACCCAUCAGUGAGACCAGUACCAAGACCUGCACAAGUUAGACCCAGCUACCAGCAGCCAACAACCCGAGCUCCAACCACGAUUUUCCAAACGGAAUAUCAGUUAGACGAUGAUGCCAGCCAAGAGCUAGGCGAAGGUGACUAUGUCAAGCCAUCUCAAUUGCGACCAAGCUCGUACAGAACACCACAGCAACAGUCUUACGUCCAAGCGACACCGUCUACAGCCUUAUAUGAGCCGUCGCCCACUGCCAGCCCAGCCCUCUACAGACUGGCAUCGUCCACGACGCAGUAUCAAAGCACAGCCUCCCCCGUUCAUCGUACCCAGCCCACCGUAGCCUCGCCAGCGUAUCAGACCCUGGAAACCACGACCCGCCGGCCGGUCACGCGUCACCCGAAGCCUCAGUCAGUAGCGAUCACCCCUAGACCCCAUGUUGCACAGGUAGCUGCCCAGUACGUGUCCCCUAGUAGCACCGAACGUAGCUCGUUAGCGUACAACCGGCCAUCCGCCGCGGUGACCGCGUCUCCAGGCCUGCGCAGCACGACGCUGAAUAGCGCGUCCCACCUAGACUUCGCCGCCGAGCUCGAGCGUUACGUGAACACGGUCGGCGUGCCGGUCGUGCCAAAGCACGCGCAAUCGGCGCCCCAACAGUCACCGAAACCGGUUAAAUCGCCGGUAGCCGCCGCGGACCCCAUCUACCAGUCGGAGCUGGUGUAUGAUCCCUCCACCGGUCAGUACAAUACCCAACUAUAUCAGACGCUACCCCAAACCGUGGGUGACUUCACCCUAAGUCACAAACUCCAACCGUUCGUAGCCCAGCCACAGUCCUACCUUGGACUGCAACAGCUGCAGCACUUGCAGCCCCAACAGCCCCAGCGUCAGUCACCACUUUACAAGCAACCGAUCGCCCAAUCGGCACCUUCAGCCGCCGUUAACCAGCCCCAGGAGGUCCUGUACAGGAAACAACAGGCUCAACUACUCCAGCAGUCCCAGCAGCUGUACGCACAGCAGCAACGCAGGCAACAGCAACAACAGCAGCAGCAACAACCAGCCCAGUCCCACAGGCUCCAGCUGCUCGAGUCCCAGACGCAACCGCAGUCCUUCUAUUACGUAGCUCCCUCGAGGUCCUCCAAUGCAGCCAGUUCACCCCUAACUGCAAGUCAGAUCGAUCAGUACCUGCGAGCCAGCGCCGCUGGUUACUGAUCUAGUGUCCUUCUCGUGAGUCUUUUUUGCCGAUUUACGAAAUCCACGGGGAUGUAAUAUUCUUCUGCCUGUAUUUCCUUUCUUUCUCGUACCGUUCUUUACGAUGCUGCGCCGAACGGCGACGCUUUAACCCCUUGCCUUGCAAUUUAUUUGGUGAGUGGUCUACUGAGUCACGUUGUUGUUAACUAUCUGCCAGGGAAGGAAAUUUUCUAUUCUUUUACGGGUGAAUGUUCGUUCGCAGAAGUCUGACGGUAUUCAGAUAAAAGUAGUAGUUAUUUAUCGAAUCGAAGGUAAAGUUUUGGCCACGGGUCUGGCUCGAUUCUAUAAGGGAAGGGGUUAGUUAGGGAGAUUACUGUGCUGCCAAUAUGGCUGCGGAGGUGCGUUCUCGGGAUUCGAGCAGUGCGGUGAAAAUUUUUUAUGAGUAUUGUUAACGAGCUAUUGGGAUGCUUUUAUGAUGGCGUGGGAUCGGUUUGUCGCUCCAGUCGUGUCGUGUCUCUCGGCGUUUAGCUGAUGGUGGAUUCUACAGAUGGUUGCUUGGCUAUUUUAAAAUGUGCAUGGCGAUUUAGAACGUAUGCUGUAUUUAUGACGUUCGAAGACAUCGAAUGCUACGCCUGAGUAGUGCAAAAAUUUCUAUUGAACGAAAUGAGUAUUUUUCGAAUAGCGUUAUGACUGCAUGGUAUUCUGUAUCACUAAAAAAUAUUUAAUCGCUUGCAGUAUUCGAAGUGUGAAGGAUAAGAAGAAUCGUAUCCUGAAGAAGAUAUCGCAUUACACUAUCUCACGAUUGUUAGACUAUCAUUAGGUAAGCAUUGGCUUGCUUUUUUUACUGGAUGAGCUGAAAUAAUUAUUCGAAAAUGUAUGAUUAAAUAUUUUUGAGUGUUGGAGUAUGUACACUAGAUUCUGUUUAAUUAUAUUGGAUAAUGUAUGCUUAUGGGAUGAAUCAGGAGUCAUGGUGUGAAGCUCUAAAAAUGUUCAAAACUAAUUGUAUAAAUAUGACAAUCUUGACAAAUUAGCCUGCUGAUCGCGUGAGGUGCUUAAAUCACAUUUAUUAUUCCGGUAGCAUUAAAUCCGGAAAUUAUUGAUCAUAAAAUCUAUUCAAAUUCGAGAAGCUGUUUUAAUAGUUUCUAAGAAUUUCUUAAAGUUGCAAACAAUUUUUAAAGUUUCUUAAAAUUUCUUGAAGAAUGUUGCUAUUUAGAUCAGAACGUAGGCUAAGGUUUUAAACAUUUUGCAAUCAUGCUUGCUGGGAGGGUCGAGGCUCUCCAGCAUCCAGUUGCAAUUUCUAGAGCAUUUUUCCAGUGUUUACGUUAAAAAUGAUUAUCGUUAGAGAGUGAAAGUCAAUGACUUGACGCAACGCCACGUACGCGAGAUACAUUACCACGGCAAUUUCUCAUCGCACCCGAUCCACACGGUAACAUGCUAUACCGCACGGAUUCCACACGAAUGAACACAACCACGUUCACACCACGAAUAUUCAUUGUACACGCGCACGUUUCAAACACGAUCCUGCAGCCCACGUCCAAUUUGAUUACAAAACACCAAUACGUAGGAUCGAACCGGAUAAACAUUUGCUGUCGUAACGAUGACGGUACGUUUUAAUCACGCAAUGAUAACUUUCCCAGACAUUUCUUAAUUAACGACUGGCUGCUGGAAAAUUAAUUAGAAACUAAACAUCUGAAAGUUAAUGAAAGUUACAAGAACAAAACGUACACUCCUCGCGAUUAUGGAAAACGAAUUGAGACCUACAAUUCGAAUAAUCGUAUUUAUUAUUUAUUUUUCUUAUUGUGCAUUUUUGUUAAUGAAAAUUGCAUCGCGCAAGAUUUGUUGAAACAUUUUCCAGAAAAUAUUGUACAUUAAUUUAUUUCCCAUGUAUACUUCCCCCGAAAAGGCGAGACACGCCAUUCAUUAAAAAUUAACGCGAAAGACAUGAAAACCUACAAAACAUGAUAAAUCAACAAUUUUAUUAAAUCAAUUUUAUUAAAAUCACUUUCUAAACAAAAUCUUUUCUUCGCAUUAUAUUUACUGGUACACAGAAAGUCUAGUUGUUCACUCACAAAAAAAAAUGCACUUAAGUAAUACAGGUUCGAAUUAUCUCUUCCUGUUGCAUAGCGGAUUUUCAAGUAAUUAAUUCAUAUUUUUACAGACACAUCAACCAACGAGGGUUACACGUAAACUUCGUAUUAUCGGUUUAAUCUCGCGGAAGAUAAUACGAAAAGAUUUCCUAAAUUCCGCUUUACUGUGUAUCAGAUUUUUAGAACACGCUGUGGUUGCAUGAAAUCAGCAAUACAUUUCUGGUAUUCGAAACGGAACGUGGUAUCCGGAAUAGUAUCGAUAUUUUGCAACGGAAAAUUUUGCAAGCUCGCCCGAAGUGCGAUCGGUCUCUCGGGACCGUCCUUAGAAAAGUGACGGUAACUUUCAUUGGCGUGGCGUCGGCCGGGCAGGGACAUUCUAUUCGGCUCGGGUGAACUUUCUAUUUGCAUUCCCUGUGACGCGGCCUAUGAGAAUCGAUUCGAAUCUAAUACAUCCUACGACUAGGCCGAGCUAUGCGCGCACGUACAUACGUUCUUACGGGCGCCGUGGAAAUCGGCUGCGCGAUCGUAAAUCGAAAGGCGUGGACCCCGGCGAUCGCACGAAACAGAUUUCACACGCAUCGAAAGGUUCGCUCCGCCGCUAGUAAGUACACGCUAUCGGUGAGUGCUUUCUCUGUUACGCGAUACACGCUCGGUAGGCAAUUGUCAAGUUCGUUGUAUUUAUCCUGUCCGUUUGCUGACGGCUCGCUUAGACGGAGCUUGACGGAUCUGCUAUGAUGAAACGCGGCAACUCUCGAGACGACACGAUCGCUCGAAUCUGCUUAAUUGUAGAUUUCAAGUGGAGAUCAGGGUUAAUCGCGACGGUAGAAGAUGAAAUUGGUGUGUAUCGAUUAACAUUGAUGGAUUCGAGAAUUCGAAGGAAAAACUUGUGGGAUUGCGAAUGUAAAGGAAAAAUUUGUACGGUUGCGAAUUUAGAGGAGAAAUUGGUAUAAUUUGGUGUGUAUCAAUUGAAACUGAUAGAUUCGAGAAUUCAGAGGAAAUAUUUGUGGGACUGCGAAUUUAGAGGAGAAACUGGUAUAAUUUUAAAUUUGUGCAUCGAUUAACAUUGAUGGAUUCAAAAAUUCAGAGGGAAAACUUCUGGGUUUGCGAAUGUAAAGGGAAAAUUGGUACGGUUGCGAAUUUAGAGGAGAAAUUGCUAUAAUUGUAAAUUUGGUGUGUUUUGAUUAAAAAUGAUAGAUUCGAGAAUUCACAGCAGAAAUUUAUGGGAUUGUGAAAGUAAAGGGAAAAUUGGUACGGUUGCGAAUUCAGAGGAAAAAUUGGAAUAAUUAUUAUUCCAAUAAAAAACUAUUGUUGGUGUAAUUACAGUUGCAAAUUUGGAAGUAAAACAUUGGUAUGAUUACGAGCUUACAGUAAGAAUUGGUGUAACUGCAGCUGUGAAGCAAAAAUUGGUAUGAUUACGAAUCUAGAGCAGCAAUUUGAGAGUAAGAAUUGGUACAUUUGUGAAUCUAGAACCGAAAUUGGGUGUAAUUAAGUGUGGAGAGUACGAAUUGGCACAUUUGCAAGUUUAAAGAGAAAAUUGAUACAACAGUAAAUCUAGAGCAAAGUUCAAUGAAAAUUGUUAACCUAGGGCAAUUACGUAACGAUAAAGUUCGUAGCUUUUUCGUCGGCGGUACCGUGCGUAAGUGUCGAUACGCACUUCUGUCUAUUCACAUUGUAAAUACUUUUUCGUUAGCAUUAUUAUUUAGCUGUCUAGCAAUUUAUAACGUUCAUUACUGUGCCGGUAAGGAAAAACGUUUUCUUACGUUUAUAGUUGUUUUUUUAUACUAUUUGUAAACGUGAUCGAAAAAAAAGAUAUAUCGUAAUGAACACCGUGUGCAUUGUUUAUUUCAUUUCGUUCACGAACCCGAGAUCGUUUCAGCGGCGUUCCUCGGAACUUCUGACGCGAACGAGAGGAAAGUAAAAGCGCGAGGAGAACCGUAAGUACUUACUACGAAAAUGUUAAGUACACCGCUUCCGUGACUUUUUGCCGCAAUGUGUGCAUCGCUCUUCUGUUGCUUUGCAAUUCAAUUACAAGUUAAUUAAUUGACAAUGGAAUUCUGCGAUAGUAAACAUUACAUUUCGAGGGACUUUCUCUUCCUGGUAGUCGUAAUAAAUUAUUUCACGCAUUUAUAUACAUAACGAUAGUCUAGUUUAUUGAUUAUAAUGUAAAUUUAUGUCCGUUGGAGGAAUUCAUAACAAUAAACAUACGAGAAUAUUUUUUUAUAUACGUGACGUGUAGAAUUAAAUACGAACACUUUGAAAAGAGAGAAUUUUGUUUUCUAUGUUCAAUAUGCUUGUUCAUUUAAAAUUCAAAUAUGUUUUUAAAGUUUCAAUUACAAUUUUAUCUUCAAGCUAUAGUGAGUGAAAGGAUAUUUUGAAUUUAAAUUGCUAAUAUUUAAUUAGAGAAAAUAGUGAAUUAUUAAUUGGUGUAGUUUGUAAUGGUGCAGCUUGGGUUUUAAGUAAUUUUAGUCAGCAGUAAAAAUUAAUUUUUUAAAGGAAGAAGAGC
Nomia melanderi (Alkali bee) is the source of this 6330-nucleotide messenger RNA. RefSeq lists its product as uncharacterized. Gene Ontology annotation, molecular function: structural constituent of chitin-based larval cuticle. Gene Ontology annotation, cellular component: chitin-based extracellular matrix. NCBI's taxonomy places the organism in Eukaryota, Metazoa, Arthropoda, Insecta, Hymenoptera, Halictidae. The record is from RefSeq and is a predicted model, not a curated record.